AGCAAGACGCAAUGCAUACGUAAGCAUAUACAUGAGGUCUUCACUCUUCCUCUUACUUUUCGAAAAUGAUACUCCGGCGACAUUGGAUAUUUUCCCUUGCCCUUUCUUUCUUCUUCUGUCAUACUCACAUUGCCUCUGUGCUUGCAGAUGAUGAGUUCGACUGUCAUGUUACUGUAAGCUCGACUGUCAAAUUCGACUUGACAUCCAUCGGCGGCGAGCGUACCGUCUCUCGAAAGCGCGAUACGCCGCCGACAUCAAUGGUGGACACCGUCAGGCUAGAUCUGUGCAGUGAGUUGCCGUCGCAGGAUGGUGUGAACGAACGAGACCAAUGUCCUAGCCAUACAAGAGUGUGUCUGACCAAGAUAAAUAAGAAGGAGGAUGCGGAUGACCGGAUUGUUGCUGUCGUUCCCAUUGUGCAGACCUCGACGGCGAAUCCGUCAUACAAGGCGCUAUCAGCGCCAAAGGGAUUGUCCGUCAUUAUGCACGGACCGUCAUAUACCAGCGGCUCGGCGGCUCAGACCCUCAAUCUAACUCUGCUCUGUGACCCAGACGCCUCCAACUCUGACCCUACAAUUAUGUCUUACGAUGGGGCAGAGCUUCGCUUAGAAUGGCACACUCCUGCUGGCUGCUCAUUUGGCGAAGACAACAGUGGAGGUGGGAGUGGAGGUCCGAGUGAUGGGCCUGCAGAAGAGAGUGUUGGGAGCGGCUUAGGCUGGUUCUUCUUAGUAUUGCUGCUCGCCUUCUUGGCCUAUUUUGGCCUUGGCGCCUACUACAAUUACACCACCUACGGUGCCAGCGGGAAGGACCUGAUACCACACCGCGAUUUCUGGCAGGAAGUUCCGUAUAUGCUCAGUGAUGUUGCUUCACAUCUAUGUUCUUCUGUGCGCCCACGGCGAUCAUCUGGUCGUGGAGGAUACAUUGCCGUGUAAUGGACAUGGGGGGUACUGGAUUAUUACGUGCCCAUCUCGUGUUUCGUAGACCCGUAUAAUAUUGCUGUGGUGGCUACUGUAUAGUGAAUACAUACUGAGUACUGUAUAUUGGUAUCUUUGGUCGCGACGACCCUAACGCAAACAGUGCCAAU
This is a messenger RNA of Guyanagaster necrorhizus, 1081 nucleotides long. RefSeq lists its product as uncharacterized. NCBI's taxonomy places the organism in Eukaryota, Fungi, Basidiomycota, Agaricomycetes, Agaricales, Physalacriaceae. The record is from RefSeq and is a predicted model, not a curated record. The transcript has 5 exons. Bases 66 to 929 code for a protein of 287 amino acids.